Messenger RNA from Panicum virgatum (switchgrass), 1733 nucleotides. Its product is annotated as auxin-responsive protein IAA16-like. Gene Ontology annotation, cellular component: nucleus. Gene Ontology annotation, biological process: regulation of DNA-templated transcription. The coding region runs from base 377 to 1057 and encodes 226 amino acids. The transcript has 7 exons. NCBI's taxonomy places the organism in Eukaryota, Viridiplantae, Streptophyta, Magnoliopsida, Poales, Poaceae. Gene Ontology annotation, molecular function: protein binding. The record is from RefSeq and is a predicted model, not a curated record.
CCCUCCUUGGCCUUUCCGGUCUCUGCACUGCAGCUUCCUGCAGUGCUGGCUGCUCCUCGGGCGCAGCGUCCAGCUGCUGCUCUACGCCUCUACUGCUGCAUGCUCUGUGCUCUCUCUCCUCCUUGCAGCGGCAGCCCUCUCCCCCCGUUCCUGUGAUCCUGUCACCCACCGGCCCGUCCAUCCUAUCCCACCUAUAUAUGCCAGCUUGCUCUGCCUCCCAGGGCCAGUGUGUGCGCUCUACAAGUCUACAGCUUCGUGCUCCGUCUCAGCGUUUCAGAGCUGCUGCUGCUGCUGCGACUUGGCUGUUGGAGCACAGCAGCGUGCACAGGGUAGAUAGGAGGAGACAGGAAGGGCAAGGCCGAAGGCGAGGGGAGAGAUGGCUUGGAAUGGCCGCUUCGGCGACGAGGAGGAGGGGAGGGGCCUGGAGCUCAGCCUCGGCCUCCCGGCCUACUUCUCCAGGUCGCCAACCCAGGCUGCAGCUUUGGAGAAGGGGAGCGCUGGCUCUACUGCCGCCGCUGCUGCUCGAGCAAAGGGAAGCAAUGGCUUCAAGGCGAGGCCGGCGGCAGCUGCUCCGGUCGUCGGAUGGCCGCCGGUGCGCGCAUUCCGGCGGAAUCUCGCCUCGUCGUCCUCCAAGCUGCCGUCCCACGAGCCAUCAGGCCAGAGGGCCAGUGAUCCCACAGGCGCCGGCAAGGCCGUUCAGGCCGGCAAGAAGGGGCUGUUCGUCAAGAUCAACAUGGACGGCGUCCCCAUCGGCCGGAAGGUCGACCUCAGGGCCCACGCUGGCUACGACACCCUCUCCGCCGCCGUCGACCACCUCUUCCGCGGCCUCCUCGCCGCUCAAACAUCAGGAGGGGAGCAGGAGGUGAUCACCGGGGUCUUGAACGGCGAGUACACGCUGGUCUACGAGGACGAGGAGGGCGACCAGAUGCUAGUCGGAGACGUGCCAUGGGAGAUGUUCAUCAGCACGGCGAGGCGUCUGCGCGUGCUGAGGAGCUCCGAUCUGAGCCCGUCUUCGCUAACAACAGAUAGCAGGAAGAGAGAAGCAGCUGAGUGCUGAACCGGUGGCUCUGGACUUGGAGUCUGAACUCUGAAGUCUGAACAUGCUGCGUCUUUUCUGCAAGCCAUUUGUGUAAAUCUUCAAGUAGUUUCUUCUAUCAUACUCUUAGUAUUUUGCCUAUCAUGCUAGAGAAGCAAGAACCAAGAGUUGAUCGGUGAUGUUAGAAUCAUGCAAUGCUAGGAUCUGUGUCAAAACUUAUUUUGAAUGGAAGUUUGGCUGUGCUAUCAAGGGAGGUCUGUCUGAUCAUGUUGUCUGAAAUUUUUAAUGUAAGGUGUCUUGGGUGCUUCACACACGAGCUCUGAGCUCUCCAAUACCCAUGCAUGCACGCGCAGUGAUAUUGCUUGCUUGUCUUCUGUUGAGUGCUAAUCUCGUGAAGCACUUUGCGUGGCGCAUGACAUGUUUUAGUAUUCUGAAAACGUAAACAAUGUUCUAAUGUUCUAACAUUUUUUGGUGCUUGCAGUAAGAUUCCUUUUGAAAACGUAAACAACGACUCUUUUUCCAUUCACGGUCAUUCAACUUUGUCAGGUUAAGCUCCAGACAGAAAUUUAAACAAGUAUAAUUAGUUGGAAUAAUUUCUCGUAACUUUCGUCAGGUGAAGAUGCAGGCUGUAACUUUCGUCGGGUGAAGGUGCAGGCUCUCCCGUCCGUUCAGUUUGGGCAGUGGAGGGGAAAGAAAC